Molecule: messenger RNA, 576 nt
Organism: Eimeria acervulina
Lineage: Eukaryota; Apicomplexa; Conoidasida; Eucoccidiorida; Eimeriidae
Product: cytochrome c, putative
Exons: 5
Coding region: 1-576 (191 amino acids)
Biological process (GO): mitochondrial electron transport, ubiquinol to cytochrome c; mitochondrial electron transport, cytochrome c to oxygen
Cellular component (GO): mitochondrial intermembrane space
Molecular function (GO): heme binding; electron transfer activity
Source: RefSeq, a predicted model, not a curated record
AUGUCUCGCUGGAAGAAGUUUAACGACGACGAUGUGCCGGACGACUUCGUGCUGCCUCCGGGGGACGUGGUUCGCGGUCGACUGCUCUUUAAGAAGCACUGCGCUCAAUGCCACGUAAUAGAGAAGGAUCAGGCAGUGAAGACAGGCUGUACGUUGCUGGGGCCUAAUCUGUACGGGGUGUACGGCCGCACUGCGGGUUCGGGUCCUCGCACUUCUCUUAUUGAUUCAUCUCAGGCUAUCAAAGACUCAGGAAUUGUCUGGACUGACAUAACGCUGAUGCGGUACCUCAAAAACCCUCGGCAGUUUACUCAACACCCCCUCAGCAUGAACUUCAGGGGCCUAGACAACUGGCAGGACCGGGUGGACUUGAUAUGGUAUAUGAAGGCUGCAUGCGAAGACGCAACAGAGGGCCUCAAAGAAGGUCUCUCUUCUAUGCGCAGCAGACCGCAGCAGCAGCAGAAGCCGCAGCAGCAGCAGCAGCAGCCGCAGCAGCAGCAGCAGCAGCAGCAGUUGCAUCCCGCAGGGGGCACAGGGGCCUCCACGGGGGGCCCCCCAGAGCGUACAGCUGAAGCAUAA